UUAAAGCGACAGUACCACAUUUUUUCAUAUUUGUCCUUGUUUUUUUUUUUUUUUUUUUUACGAGUACAGUUCCUAGAUUGCAACUCUAGUACAGUAACAUAGAAUAAUAUCUGCAGGUCAUGUCAGGUCUACGGAAUCAGGGCUCAAAGCCAUACGACGGUGUUGUGACCGACAGAGGUAUUGGAAAUGGUGGAGAUCCUGCUUGGGCAGUGCACCACCAUGCUAAAGGUAACUGGCCUCAUUGCAACAACUCGGAAACUAUGAACUGGCCUGCCCAUGGAGUAACACAGGAGCCAGUACCAUACCCAGGAUAUCCUUCCAGUUACUGGUACCCACAAGCACCACCAGCCGGUCCUUAUUCGGGCACCUAUUCACCAGGAUCUGACGCAAACGGGCAACCGCCAUAUAAUCAACAGGGAGUGGCAGGUUACCCUAAUGGGGCCUACAACCCCACACAGUAUCCUGGGUCUCUCCACCCUACAAACCCUUUCUACUGCCAGGCCCAGCAGCCAACCCAGCCACCCUACCCUUCUCAGGUUCGCUGUGAGACUGGGCCCCACCCUGUGGCUCCUGGAGUGGGAGGACAGCUAGAGCGCAACCCGUCAUAUCCUGUCCCGGAAAGCCAAACGUCUCUAGGCUACCCUUUCCACCAGUAUGGCAAAAGGGGGGCCGAUGUCUCCCAAAACCCUUCCUACCUGUCUCAGCCUUCGUCGUGCUCUGGGCCCCAGCUUGAGACCUGUCCCCAAGCACCUGGUUAUGGGCUUCCACAGCAACAGUGGAGUGCAGGGCAGCAAAGACCAGCUGCUUCGUAUGAGAACUCCUUCAUGAGUUCACAGCACCAGGCCUGGCCUAGUGCGGGCCCCUCAGCACAAACUUGCGAUCCAAAGGACCCUCAGUAUUCAGGGUACCCCCACCCAGGCCAGUAUCCAUCCCAAAUUGGCCCUCAAACAAGACCACCAAACCCUGGUUCCGGACAGCGGGGUGAAUACAGCUCCCCUCCCCAGCUCUACACCCAGGAAGGGAGGAAACCAGAACCCUACCCAGCCCAGAAAUCCAUGGAGGAAGAGCCACCCCCUCAGCAAGGACCCCAGGUGAGCAAUAACCCUGACCUGCCUCGCAUACAGCAGGUCACGGAGCGCGUCCGGCUGCUGGAGGAGGAUGUGAACGAGUUUGUAGGCCACAAAACAGACAGGAGCUACCGCUGCCUGGAGGAGCUGCUGACCAAGGAGCUGCUAGAGCUGGACUCGAUCGAAACCAGGGGCCAGGAGUCGAUGAGGCAGGCCAGGAAGGAGGCCGUACAAAAGGUCCAAGGAAUCCUGGACAGGCUGGAGAGGAAGGCCUUCUGAGGUAGAUGGGCCCACCAGACUCACUGCUGUCGUGACAGUUGUUCAAGUAAUUCCACUGUUUUUACAGUCCGGUUCUUCUUUCAAUACCAGCCCACCAGACGGAGAGCUCAAAAACAGUGAUGAUUGACCUGUGUCCGAGCUGGCUGAAAGCUUUCUUGACAUGCACUGUUAUGAGAUUUGGUCGUUACAGGAUGCUUGUUAGGUUUGAAUCAGGAUCAUUUUGAUGAUAAAAUUUAAUGAGCUUUUUUUUUUUUUUCUAAAAGGAACCUAUCUGUUAAUAUUCUGAAACUAGCAAUAACCAGGUUUCUGUAAUUUCAUGUAUUCCUAUGUGCACGUAAGUUAUUUAUUUGUUUUUUAAAUGUUACCACCUUGCACGUUUAGCUUUGUAACAUACAGUUUAGUUUUCCUUUUAGACACAAAGGGGUCUAUUAAAUUGAUCUCAACGGUAUUAAAUUGAUCUUGACAUGGUUUAAAUCACUAAAAGAUGGGGACUUUGUGAAAAUCAGCUUCUGUAACUGUUUUCUUAUGGCAUUUUUGUGUAUUUGGAAUUGGUAAAAUUUUGUAUUUAAAAACUUU
This is a messenger RNA of Polyodon spathula (Mississippi paddlefish), 1922 nucleotides long. RefSeq names its product BCL2 associated athanogene 4 (gene bag4). NCBI's taxonomy places the organism in Eukaryota, Metazoa, Chordata, Actinopteri, Acipenseriformes, Polyodontidae. Gene Ontology annotation, cellular component: nucleus; membrane; cytosol. Gene Ontology annotation, molecular function: adenyl-nucleotide exchange factor activity; protein-folding chaperone binding. The record is from RefSeq and is a predicted model, not a curated record. The transcript has 5 exons. Gene Ontology annotation, biological process: protein stabilization. Bases 120 to 1346 code for a protein of 408 amino acids.